Molecule: messenger RNA, 6355 nt
Organism: Monodelphis domestica (gray short-tailed opossum)
Lineage: Eukaryota; Metazoa; Chordata; Mammalia; Didelphimorphia; Didelphidae
Gene: AQP4
Product: aquaporin 4
Biological process (GO): transmembrane transport; water transport
Cellular component (GO): plasma membrane; basolateral plasma membrane
Molecular function (GO): water channel activity
Source: RefSeq, a predicted model, not a curated record
AGGGAGGUGGGCCUUUUCUGUAGGUACCUCCUCCCCCUUGUGUUUUCUCAUGAGAUCCUUUUCUUUUGCUUACCUAAAAGAAAAAAAAAACUUCCUGCUCACCCUGCUUCCCUGACUUCUCAAAAGAAAAAAGUCUCUCGUUUCCACUUCUAACUCUGUCUGUCUCCUUCCUUCUUGCAAAGUUUAAAGAUCAACAGCAUCGAUAGCUUCCCCCUUUACCAUCAUCACUAGGGCCUUUGCCCACUGUAAGUGUGGACCUCUGUGUAAACGUGAGAACAUCAUGGUGGCAUUCAAAGGAGUCUGGACUCAGCCUUUCUGGAAAGCGGUGGCAGCUGAGUUUUUGGCAAUGCUAAUUUUUGUUCUCCUCAGCUUGGGUUCCACCAUCAACUGGGGUGGAACAGAGAAGCCUUUACCAGUAGAUAUGGUCCUUAUCUCCCUGUGUUUCGGACUCAGCAUUGCAACCAUGGUUCAGUGCUUUGGACAUAUUAGUGGAGGCCAUAUCAAUCCUGCUGUGACUGUGGCUAUGGUCUGCACCAGAAAGAUCAGCCUUGCUAAAUCUGUCUUCUACAUUGCUGCUCAGUGCCUAGGUGCUAUCAUCGGGGCAGGGAUCCUCUACCUUGUCACACCUCCCAGUGUGGUGGGAGGCUUAGGAGUUACCACGGUCCAUGGAAAUCUUACAGCUGGUCAUGGGCUCCUAGUGGAGUUGAUAAUCACAUUUCAGUUGGUGUUUACAAUUUUUGCCAGCUGUGAUUCAAAACGAACUGAUGUCACUGGUUCAAUAGCUUUAGCAAUUGGAUUUUCUGUUGCAAUUGGACAUUUAUUUGCUAUCAAUUACACUGGUGCCAGCAUGAAUCCCGCCCGAUCAUUUGGACCUGCUGUUAUCAUGGGAAACUGGGAAAACCACUGGAUCUAUUGGGUAGGACCAAUAAUUGGAGCUGUCCUUGCUGGUGGCCUUUAUGAAUAUGUCUUCUGUCCUGAUGUAGAACUUAAACGCCGUUUUAAAGAGGCCUUCAGUAAGACUUCUCAGCAAACUAAAGGGACUUACAUGGAGGUGGAUGACAACAGAAGUCAGGUAGAAACCGACGACUUGAUCCUGAAACCUGGAUUAGUGCACGCAAUUGAUGUUGAGAGGGGGGACGAAAAGAAGGGGAAAGAUCCAUCCAGUGAAGUGUUGUCUUCAGUAUGACUAUCAAGUAGCACUGAAAGCAGAGAAGACCCCUCAGAUUUCCUUCCACCCAUUAAAGAAACAGAUUUGUUAUAAAUCAGGCACGUGCAGGUCUUCUGGUUUUCGGAGGAGGAAGCAAUUUCUGGGUUGCUUUAUGUCAGAGUCUUUAAUUUCUAAAUGUCAGAUCCCUCCUUCUCCCUGCCUAGGUGAGAAGGAGACCUGCAGAAGAUUUCAAAUCAAAUUCUAAAACAGUAUCACUGAGCAUAUUUCCAAAUAAAAUAUACAUAGACAUUUACUUCUCUCCCCAUUUAUUAGCAAACAAUAGUGAACCAGAAGUAUGGGUGUUUAAAGAGCAGAUUGACAGUUGAGAUUUGCCUGUACAGCACCUAUGGACAUGUUUUUCAGAUUGUUCUUUGACACAUGAUGGGCUGUUGUCAGUCCCAAUUAGGCUGUUUCACUCUAUUAAGCAUUCUUUGCAGAUUUAUCAAUGGAAAUGUACAGUAAAAUACAGAUUCAUCAAAUUCAAAGGAGGAAUUACAUUUUCCUCCCAUGCUACCAGGCAAUCACAUAAAAAUAUAAAACUGUUCUACAGCAAAAUAAUAUUUUUAAAGGCUUUUAAAAGUAGAUGGGUCAUUGCAGAUGGUUCUGAGUGAUAUUACACAUACCCAUCUUUUACAAUGCACAAUCCCUCUUAUAUGAUAUCUCAUCUGAAAAGUCCAAGGUCCAGACAAAUCCUGAAAUACUGUACAUAUGUUGUUUUCUGUGGCCAUCUGAUCAAACAUCUAAAUCUUGAGGUUCACUUAUUAAAAUUUAGCCUCACCACACUGUCAGGCUCUUAUGGGAAUUGGUAUACUCUCAUAUUACAACUUAAUAAUAUAAGAACAAGGAAAUGUGGAUUCUGGCAUCAAAGGAAACAAAGGUUAAUCUGUUUUCAGUGCACUUACAUAAACAAACUGUGGUGUGUUCAUUUAUGUCAUCUCAACUUUAACCACACUUAUCCAUCUUUCUUUUUAAUUUAUUGGAAAAUCUGGGGUUUUCAUUUGUUUGUUUGUUAUUAACUUUGGUUAACUGUAUUUAACCACUGGAUAAGAGAUAUUUUUGAUAACAGAAACAUUAUAUUAAUUCUGACUUGUUGAUAAUUAAAUUCUCCUCACUUGAGUCAUGUCCAUAGCAAAAACAUGAAUUGAUCCAGACUAGUCUUGAGCAAGGGUCCUACUCAGUUUGACCUAUAAGAAAGUCCCCCUCAUUUCUCAUCCAGACAGUGAAUCAUCACUUUAUAAGUGUAAUGGCUUAUGGGUAAGAGAAAUUGAGAAAGAGGAGGCUUCAGGAAGAAACUGGGACCAGCUGAAAAUGAAAACAUCAGAAUGUUCUGCAUGUAAAGAUGAUUAGAUGACUGACCUUUCAUUUGUAGAAUUGUUAUGGAUAACCCAAGACAGACUCAUUUCAUUGCAUUAAGGAUGUAUAUAAAUAGUUUUCUAUUUGUUUUGCUUCUGCUCUAUGUCAGUAUUGAGUUCUCUGGAAACCCCAGUUCAUAUAGUUUUCACUGUAUAGGCUUUAAUCUAUAACAAAGAGCUGCAAAUGUCAAUUUUGCUGAACAAAACCCAGUAGAAGUGAAGCAAAAACCCAUCACUGCAAGGGGUAGCUUGUAAAUAGCUGAUAACCAAGAGCUCCCCUCUCCCAAGCAUAGCUCCAACUGAGAAGUACUUUUUAGCGUUAAUGGCAGCUGUGUGUCUGUGGCAGCGAGAUAAUGGACCAUUAUUAAACCUGAUUCUCUUCGGUGCUAGGAAAGCUGUGAAGCUGCCUGAGAAAGGUAAUGUCAAUGCAACUGGCUGGGUAGUGACAUUGGCAUUUGGUAAUGGUGCCUGCCUAGGUUCUGGGGAUCCUUGGGAUAAGUACCAAGGGUCGAGCUCUACUUGGCCAAUAAUUCACUUCUCAGCUCCAUGUUACUUGCUUGGCACUGGUUUCUCUAGGGCCAAAUAUGAAAGUCACCUGAGGGCUAUAUUUGCCUGCUAUGCCAAAUGCCUGAAUACUCCACCAUCAAAGGGGCUUAAUAUCAGUGGUUGUAUUUUCCUAGUAUAGGCCCAGAUAUCAACUACCAGUAGAUAAGCCAGUUCAGCGAUAAACUAGGUUAAACAGCCAGAGAUAACAGAUUACCUGACCCCUUCCACAAAAAAAAAAAAAAACUUAUAUCAUAAUGAUUUUCCUGAAGGCAAUCACUUUUUAGCAACAUUCUUCUACAUUAUAUUUUUAUACACUCUUCCGCAUGCAUGAAAGAUACAAGCACAGCUACUUCAUUCAUCAAAUGAAAGAAGAAAAAUGGUGCAUGAUUUUGGUUUUCAACACAUUUGAGGCUUGAUAACAAAAAUAAUUUUGUUUUAAUAGAUGUAUUCUGCUUCAUAUUUCAUAAGGGCAUGAUUUUAAAGGACUUACUAAGGGAAAAUGUUACAAAUAUAAAAACCAUAAAAAUGUCUUUCUUAAAUUCUAAUAUUUUAGAGGUAUGAUACAAAUGAAUACAUAAGUUGUGUUAGGUUAUAAUUUUUUUUGCAUAUGAGGUAACAUAUUUUGUAUUUUACUCAAGGCUCUGCCAGUAAAAAGUAAUGAAAUUGUACCUUUCUAAUGACAUCUCUGCAGCAGGGGUCUAUUGCCUGGUGGAUGACACCAAAUUAUCCAUGUGUAUUAGGAGACGGAAGCUUUUUCCUUUAAUCUCUUCUUAUUAAUGAAGUGCAUAGUGCCUGUCCCAGGAGAGCACUACAGAAGAGAGAUCAGAGAGGAAAAUAACUGGUAAAAAUACAAAGGAAUUAUGCCUGACCAUGAAAAUGAUACCUUCCUCCUUACCUUCCUCUUUAAGGGUAUGCAAUGGAAAAAUGUAGAAUUAUUAAACACAAAGAUAGCCCGAGCAUCCCUGAACAGUAAAACCCUCUCUACUGAAGACUUGUUCACUUUGUCAAAAGUUACAACAGUAAAGAGAUGCUAUGUGUUUGGGAGAAAAGAGGAUGAGGGAGAAAACACAUUCAAAUGUUCUCAGUGAGGCAGUCAGACUGUACUGUCUUUACACUAAAAGGAAAUGUUUUAAAUAAUGGACUACCAAAAAUAUCAAUAUUCCUAUACUUUGUAUCACUGAUGUCAUUUUGUUCUGUAACCUUGAGCAAAUCACUCAUCUCCUUUCAGCAUGCUUCAUAGAUAUGUUCCCAGGCUACCAUAUGUUGAAUUUCAACAGAGACUUGAAAUAUAGAGAUACAGAUAGAGAGAUAGAGACAUAUAAAGAAUAAAAGUGAGUUAUUUAAGAUCACAGGAUUUUAAAUAUGAAAGGACCUUAGAAAUCAUAUUGUCUAUUUCCCUCAUUCUUCACAUGAGGAAACUGGGGCCCAGGAUUACACAAAUUAUUUUUUAAGUGAAAAAGACAGAAUUCACACCCAGGUCUUCUGACUCCAAACACAACAUUCCCUCCAUAAUCUACAUCCUAAUCCUCAUUUGUUUGAAAUUUAAUCUCACCUCACUAAAUAGAGAGCAUUUCUGUCCAGGCACAGUCAUUGUGCUUGUUUCAGAUAGGGGAAAACAGGUAAAAUGUUACUAAUAAAUUGCCUGAAGAGAAAAAUCAAAAUUUAAAAUAAAUUUUACUUUCUCUAUCUUGUUGUCAUAAAAGACCACAGUUUGAAUUCUGCAGACCAUAAUCCCCUCCAUAUAAAAGCCAAUGAAUAUGGAUCAUUUUUCAUAAUACAUAUAUCCAACACAUCUUUCACCAGAAAGUAGUUAUGAUGUUCCUAACUAGUUUAGUGAUGAGAAGAUUAUUAGAAAGAUGCAGUUAUCUUUGGGGAAACAUUAUAAGAUUAAUUUAACUCACUUCAUCUCAAACAUGUCUUCUAGCACUUAUAUUUUCAUAUAUAUAUAUAAAACCAGUCAACAUUCAUGGCAACUGGUUCUACAACUUUAUUUUCUAAAGAGAUGUCAGGCGCUAAGGGAAGAAGGAUCCCUUUGGGCAAAGAAAAAAAUUAAAACAACAGUUUAUAACUUGAUAUGAGAGGCCUGAUAAGUUCAAUCCUGCUAAGGAGAACCUGUCAUAAAUUAGAAGGGUGGUAGAUUGUGAUGUUUUGUGAGACUCUGUCCCACUUAAUAGCCAAACUAUUCAGUUCUGUGACAUUUCCCACCAUACCAACAUAGAAUAGGUGAGUAGGAAUUGCUUUUAACUGCCCAGACAUUGUCUUUGUAGGGAAGGAAAUAGAUCGAUGUGAGUCAGGAGCUUGGCAGAAAGGAGAGUACAAAUGCCAUCUCUCCUACCAUUCCCACUCAGCUCCAAACAAUCAUUUCCCCAUCGUUGGUCUCCCCACUCAAAAGUGAACAAUCUGCCACCCAUAUCCAAGACAAUAGUCGGAGUACCAUCAGACCAGACUGCUCUCUUGAUGUCCCCAACUUCAACCACCUCAGCUGGUAUUCUGUAGCUACUGGUUUAUUGUUGUAAAUAUCAAUUAUCAAUACUAAUAGCAGUAACAACUUCUAUAUAGCCAAGUGUCCAAUGGAUUUGACUUACUGUUACCCAGUGUUCCUCAUUUUCUUUUGGGUGACCCGUCUUUGCAGAGGUGAUAAUGUACUACCUCUCAUUUGACAAAAGUGGAACUAAUUUUUGAAACCCAGAUUUCUUUUAAAUAAAUGAUAAAAAUGUUGUGCGAAGCCAAAAACCUAGCAGCUCUACUUUGCUAAUGUCUGGGGCCUUUGAAGAAAAUACAUCAAAUAUUAUAAACAAUAAAUUUGGCAAUGUAUAUCAAAUUUAAGCAAAGUUAGAAUGUUAAUCUUUCAUUGUAAAGGAUGUCAAAAGGAUGAAAAUAUACCUAAUUCUGUAUAACUCAUCAUGAUAUGUGUUUGGAAGCUUUUCAGGAUUAAUUAAAUAAGCAAGCAAUGCAUGAAAAAUGUAGAAACAAAUAUUUAUCACUUUUAUGACCCAAGUCAAAAUGAAAUUGUAAUUCAUGAUAAACUAAGGAAAAUAAACUGAACAUAUGGCUAUAUUCACAGUUAUUUAUUAACUGAAGUGUUAGUUGUUACUAUAAUAUUAAAACUAAUGUCACAGGGCUUUAAACUACAAUGCAUUGCAUUUAGAAUAAUGUAUUAAAAUAUGAUCAAAUUAGUUGAUUUCUAUCAAUUAUAUUGUAUCUCAUUAACAUUACACUUUUGCAAAUAAACUGUUUGCUUUAAAAAGUG